This is a messenger RNA of Aspergillus uvarum CBS 121591, 2760 nucleotides long. Its product is annotated as lipase/esterase family protein. Bases 1 to 2760 code for a protein of 919 amino acids. The transcript has 4 exons. Gene Ontology annotation, molecular function: hydrolase activity. NCBI's taxonomy places the organism in Eukaryota, Fungi, Ascomycota, Eurotiomycetes, Eurotiales, Aspergillaceae. The record is from RefSeq and is a predicted model, not a curated record.
AUGCCCCUGAAUACCUUCGCAUUGAGUCUGGCCCUCACUCCGACCGUCCUCCAGACCCUGAUCUCUCAUUACCUCCACCGCAAAUCUCUCCACCACAAACCCAACGUCCACAUCUCCUACGAUGAAAGCAUCCGCAUCUUACGCGAAUUCCUCAUCUACGCCUCCAAGCAUAGCCUAGAAGACCUCCAAACCUUCACCUGCCAGCGGGUGCCCGCGCCGCAUUGGGUGAAGCUCGAGACCGUGACCGUGCCGGAGGACUGUCUCCUCGGCGCAGCCGAUGCGAUCAACAAGCAGCUCGGCCCGAAGGGCAUCGCCCGCGUGGGCGGGAAAGAAUGGUGGCAGUGGCGCGGCCCCGCGGAGGACUUGAAGGCGGAAUGGAUCGAGAUGAAGGAGGACUACAACGAGCGGAAGCGCACCGAUCGCGACCAUCCCAGCCAGAAGCGCAUCAUGUUGUACAUCCAUGGCGGGGCGUACUUCUUCGGCAGCUUGGAUACACAUCGGUAUCAGAUGCAGCGCCAUGCGCGGAAGUUGAAGGGGAGGCUAAUCCCCUUUUCAGCCAAAUAUCGCCUGGCGCCACAGUUCCCCUUUCCUUGUGGAAUGCAGGAUUCACUGGCGGCUUACCUGUUCCUGCUGAAGGAGCAUAAGCCUGAGGAAAUCCUCUUUGCCGGUGACUCUGCUGGAGGAGGGCUGGUUCUCUCUAUGCUGGUUCUCCUACGCGACCAAGGGCUUCCUCUGCCGGCGGGGGCAAUCUUGAUUUCGCCCUGGGUGGACUUGACCCAUUCAUUCCCUAGCAUCGUCAAAGACAAUCCCGGGGACUAUAUCCCUCCGUACGGUUUCAUGCACAAGCCGUCCCCGGCGUGGCCGCCCCCUAACGCAGACGAGCUUGGUUCUCUAAAGAAAGCACUUAAAAGGAGCCCGGCGAAGCCCAGCGAUGCUGUCCCCGAGCAAAGUAGGCGAGACGAAGAGACGGCAGAAAGGGGAUACUCGAUGCAUAAGAGCAGCUCCUCCGAAGCCGACCGCACUAACUCGGAUCGCCAGUCCACCGAAAUCCAUAACGAGAAGAUCAGCAUCCCAACUGACGGAGAAACGGUCGAGAUCAAGGACCAGAUUCACAUGUAUGCGACCAACGAACUUUUAACCCACCCGCUCGUUUCCCCUAUCUUCCAGCCUUCUCUCGGAGGACUACCUCCACUGCUGAUUCAAAGCGGUGGCGGGGAGAUGCUGAGGGACGAGCAAUUCUACGUGGCCCACAAGGCGGCCAACCCGGCCGCAUACCCGCCUGGCGAUGCGUUUCUCGACGAGCAUGACCCCAACCGGGAAACUCUUCACAAGUAUCAGGGAACCUACGUUCAACUCCAGGUCUGGGAUGACCUCUGCCAUGUGGCGCCGACUCUGAGCUUCACUCAUCCGGCAAAGUACAUGUAUCGGGCGAUUGCGCAAUUUGGUGCUUGGGCUCUUGCAUGUGCGCAAGACACGGAGGUCGAGAUUGUCGACGACCACGGUGUAUCCAGCGACACGGACAGCAGCGAGGACCCAACCAAGAGAGAAUCGGAGAACUCUCACACCCCCGUCGACUGCAUUGGCAAGGCCGGGGACCCCUUACCCGCGUUCAAGGACCGCAUGAUCCGGCAGCGAGUGGACAAGAAGGGCAACGUGUACCCCUUGGAUCCCCCGUCGGCGUGCUCCGUGCUUCAAAUCCCCCCGUCCAAAGUGGGGGUGUUCAACCCCGUGCUCGUGCGGAAGUGGCUGUCAGUAAAGAAGGAUUGGGAUACCAGAUUCGCCAAGGAGAAGCUCCGUGUCCAACGACAGCGCAUGAAGGAGCUGGCGUACGGACUCCAGAACUUCCAAGGCGAGCUGCCACCGCCGAGCUCUCUGGCUGCCCGGCGCACUGUUCCGCGCGUGUUGCCAUCCAGGACUGGCGGCAAGAGCUACCCGAUGACUAUGUGGAGCAAGAUGGCCAGCAAGCAUGACGAGCGCACCGUGGUCAAAGAACAGUUGAAGGGCGACCGGUCCACACGGACGAGCGUCGAUGCCGGCCAGGCGGGCGCGUCGAUGAAGGCAGAGGCCGCGCAGCAGACGGACGAGAACGCAUCCGCCACCCAGCGCGCCGCCGCCGUGACCGGCGCCGCCGUACAGGACUUCUCCACCAAGCCCCAGCCGAAUGGCCUGAGCAAUGGGGGUGGUUCGACGGGAACGAAGGUUCCCUCCGAGGAAGAUGAUGAUACGCGCGAUCAAUCAGCGAACUCACAUACCAAAGUCCCUUCGCUCGAGAAUUUCACUCCCAUGCUCGUUCUGCCGGGAUACGAGGGGAAAAACUUGGAAGAAGAGAACGCCAGCACCCGCGCGCUCUUCCAUGAAGCGGGCGCUAUCCCGAACACAGGCGAUUCCCACUGGGCUUCACGACUGCGACACCGGGCUUCGUCCAAUGCCGGGUCGGGCACCAUCCGCAGCGGGCUCACCACCGAGCCGCCGGAGGACACGAGCACAAUCGGCGACGAGAAGUCUCUGGCCGUGACGACAACGAAUGGGCUCGAUGCCGCGAGCACCCGUGCUGUGCUCAAUGCCAAGGGAGUGCUGGGCAUGGCCAGCGAUAACGAAUCUGCGUAUCGCUCGUUCGAGGCUCUGCCUAGUGAGCUUGGGGACGGUGAGGUAGGCACCCCGGGGCUUGGUCCUGAUGGUCACGAGGCAGAGUCGACGCCGCGGCCUGGAUUGCCUGACCGGGAGUACUUCAAGACGGCGGAGGAGUACGUUGCGCACUGA